This is a messenger RNA of Trichosurus vulpecula (common brushtail), 1197 nucleotides long. Its product is annotated as cocaine esterase-like. The record is from RefSeq and is a predicted model, not a curated record. Bases 1 to 1197 code for a protein of 398 amino acids. Lineage: Eukaryota; Metazoa; Chordata; Mammalia; Diprotodontia; Phalangeridae. The transcript is spliced from 9 exons.
AUGUGGAAGACUUCCCUGCUGCCCAAGGUCCUGACUUUGGGGGCCCUGAGCCUCCUGAUUCAAGCCCCAGGGCAUCAUGCAGAUGACCUCACCAGGACCACUGAGUUUGGACAGAUCCAAGGGACUCAAAUCAAUAUCAAGGGGAUUGACAAAGACGUCAAUGUUUUCCUGGGAGUCCCGUUUGCUAAACCCCCUGUGGGGACCCUGAGGUUUUCUCCUCCACAACCACCAGAUUCGUGGAGCAAUGUGAGAGAUGCAACUUCUCAUCCACCCAUGUGUUUGCAGGAUAUCAAUCUCCUAGAAAAAAUAAUAAGGGCCAUGAAAUUGAACAUCCCUAUUACUGCCAAUUCUGAAGACUGUUUGUACCUGAAUAUCUAUGUUCCUGCCCAUGCAAAGGAGAGGGCCAGAUUGCCAGUGAUGAUGUGGAUCCAUGGUGGUGCUCUAGUCUUGGGCAGUGCCUCCAUGUAUGAUGGUUCCAUAUUGUCUGCCUCCCAGAAUGUGGUUGUGGUCAUCAUCCAGUACAGGCUGGGCGUGCUUGGAUUCUUCAGCACUGGGGAUGAGCAUGCACCUGGCAACUGGGGUUUCCUGGAUCAGGUGGCUGCCCUGAGGUGGAUCCAGAAGAACAUUGCCCACUUCGGAGGAGAUCCUAGCCUUGUGACCAUCUUUGGGGAGUCCGCCGGGGGAACAAGUGUUUCCUCACAUGGUUUUCCUCCUGAGUUUAUGCAAUUGAUGAAGGAAGAGUAUUUAAGAGAUAUCGAGGACCGUGAAGAAUAUCGAGCUCAAUUCCAGGAAAUGUUGGGGGAUUUGGUCAUUGUUAUUCCUUCCCUCAAAGUGUCCAGAUAUCAACACAGUUCCAGCUCUCCAGUCUACUUUUACGAAUUUCAGCACCGCCCAAGCGUCCUUAAGGAUGUCAGACCAGAUUUCGUGAAGGCAGACCAUAGUGAUGAGCUGCGUUUUGUCUUUGGGGCACCAUUUUUAGGAGAGGGAACAGAAGAGGAAAAACUCCUGAGCCUCAGGAUAAUGAGCUACUGGGCAAACUUUGCACGUCAUGGGAACCCAAAUGGUGCAGACCUUUUUCAAUGGCCAGUCUAUGACCAGAAGGAAGAGUACCUGCAGCUGAAUUUGCGGUUGUCUGUGGGAAAGAGCCUGAGGAGGGAUAAGUGGGAGUCUGGACCAAGACCUUGCCUCAAAAGGUGA